AUGGAGGCGAUUAAGAAGAAAAUUGCGGCGCUGAAGCAGGAGAUGGACGCCGCUAAUGAGAAAGUCGAGGCGAACGAUGCAAAGGCAAGAUCGGAGAACUUUCGAGCGGAUAAGCUGAAGGACGAUCUAAGGGAUCUGGAGAAGAAGCUGGCUCAGCUCGAACGUGAUUACACGGUUACCAAGGCGAAUUUGGAGCAAUCCACCGCUGACUUGGAACAAUGUGAAAAAUCCUGGUCUAAGGCGGAGCAAGAUCGAACCACGCUGACCAAGAAGGUGCAGGAAAUUGAGGCAACGUUGACGAAAAAGGAGGAACUGCGACUUUCGGCUCAGUUGAAACUGGGACGUGCCACGGAACUCGCUGAUGAUGCUCAGAGAAUGUGCAAAGUACUGGAAGACAGAAGCCGAUUGGACGAAGAACGUAUGGGAAAAUUGAUGCAAGAGUUGAAAGACGCGAGAUUAAUCGCUGAAGACGCGGACGCCAAGUCCGACGAAAUAUCGAAGAAACUGCAGUUCGUUGAGGAAGAACUGGAAGGCGCUGAGGAGAGAGUGAAGACCAGCGAGGCGCUAAUCAACGAGUGGAAGAGUUCAAAAUACAACUAAAAGAGCUGAAGAAAAAGCUGAGAGAAGCCGAGAAACGCGCCAUCCUGGCUGAAAGAACGGUGAAGAAGUUGCUGAAGGAUGUCGACAUGAAGGAAGAUGAGUUGAGAGAAGAGAAGGAGAAAUACAAAGCGGUCUGCGACGACAUGGACGCCACGUUCGCAGAAAUGACAGGAUAUUAAAGCCUCGGAGAUGGAUGGAGUUCCUUUUAUUUUGCUACUCUGAGCUUCUUCCGCUUAAUCGCUAUAUUUAAUAAUGGACAUCGAUCGGCUGUGUUCAGCUACGCUGACUUAUAUAGCGC
Messenger RNA from Heterotrigona itama, 898 nucleotides. The record is from the annotation of a GenBank genome assembly. Lineage: Eukaryota; Metazoa; Arthropoda; Insecta; Hymenoptera; Apidae.